AUGGAAGGAUCAAAUGGCCCUAGUGUUUAUCAACAAAUUGUUUCUUCCCCAAUCAAUAUUCACACCAAUUCAUCUGCCAUUCUUCCUAUUGUUGAACCUCAUCAGUUUCUAUCCAAGGUUCAUACAAACGGUGAUGCUUCAGUGGCCUCAGAUAAAAUUUACGAUGAAAUAGAUGAGUUGAAAUUCGAAAUCAAAACUCGAGCAGCAACAGCAGUUGUAGUAGCGAACACUAAACCUACGAAGUCAAGAAGAUCUUCUUUCUUAUCAAAACUCCUCAAUUUCCAUCGGAACCCACCACGUUCAAUCUCAAUGCCAAAUCACUGCCAAACCCUCGAGGAAUCUUCGCAGAAAAAUCCAGUUCCUCCCACUUCGCCAAAAACCAUUGACGAAAAUGAUGUGUUUAUGGAGGAUUACCAAAAUAACGACAGUCCUACAGCAUCACGUAUGGAUGGUCAAUUUCAUGCCAGACCUUACAAUUGGCCUCACGACGCUUCUUUGGAUAAAUCAACCACGGCGCUGGUCAUUAUUGACAUGCAGAAAGAUUUUGCCUCUGAUAAGGGAUAUUUAGCAAAGCAAGGCAUUGAUAAUCAGCCAAUCCUCGACAUUGUUCCCAAAGUUCGCAAACUACUCAAUGCCUGUCGAGCUAAUGGAUUCCCUAUUUACCAUACGCGCGAAGGCCACCGUCCCGAUCUAUCAACACUCUCCUCUCGUGAGAGAUUUCGCUCAAAGAACAACGCGUCUGGCCUUGGUAUCGGUGACAUGGGUCCCCUAGGACGUCUCUUGAUUCGAGGGGAGGAAGGUCAUGAGAUCAUUGAUGAAUUGGCUCCUCUAGAUGACGAGCAGGUUAUCGAUAAGCCUGGUCGGAGUGCGUUCCAACAUACAGAAUUUCGGCUCAUGCUCAACAUCAAAGGUAUCAAGAACUUAAUCAUCUGUGGUGUAACAACGGAUGUCUGUGUAACGAGCACAAUGAGGGAAGCGAACGACAAUAACUUUGAUUGCGUAUUGGUGGAAGACGCGUGUGCCGCUGGUGUCAAUGAAUACCAUAGAAGUGCCGUGGAGUCAAUUACCGAAGAAGGUGGAAUUUUUGGCGCUGUCACAACCAUGAAAAAUGUUUUGGAGAAGCUGGGAACGAUUAUGGACCGAAGAUGGAGUUUAGAUAUUAUAGACUCGAACAAAUCUUCUGAAUUGAUUGCUAGUCUGUUCGAAGACGAUUCCGAUACUUUUCAUCAAAACCCAACACGGGCGGAUCAAUUAGGGAUUGUAAAAGAAACUAUCUCCAGCAACGAUUGUUCAUCUGGAAGGAGACCUCUGGAAAGGAUCGAAAAUAAAGAAAUGGAAGUAACAAAUUUCAUUGACGACGGCACGUCUUGCCCACUCAAACUCACGCGAUCAUCGGGUCCGUCGCAGCCUAUCAUCACACGUUUGAAACGAGAACCUUCCUCUCGAGAUCAAAGGAGCACUAGAGGCCUGGCUUAUGUGAAUCAAAAGGAUGGAGGGACGCCUGUUGCGACCAAGUUUGGAAGCAACAAACUUAUUAGAAAUGUACCGUAUUUGAGUGAUACUGAGAAUGAAGGAGAUGGUAGGAAUUCCAAAGAAUUUAGACCUCAUAGAUUGGCUAUCGAUUUUACCAGCAGCAGUGACGACGAGGAAGAUGAAGACCUGCCUGGUGGCGUCGUAUUGGGAGGGGAAACACCCAGAAAGUUAAAGGUGCGAACACUUCCUAUCAGAUUGAGUCCUCGGAAAGUACCUGAACGAAAGGCUUUGAGGAGUAACGCUCCGAGUCCCAGCGCUGAUGUGCAUCCGAUAGUACCAAAAGCUAUUCCUUCAAGGUCCGCCGCUUCCACCACUCGGCGUGCUUUGAGAUCUUUAUCGGUCUCAGAGACACAAAAGACUGCUGCCUCGAAAGUUCAAGUUACAACUACGACGAGGAGGACCAGAAGUAGUAAUAAAGAGAAUCCUGAUAUUUCCACAGGAUCUGCGGGUAUAAAGAAUAUUAUAACUGCAAAUGUGGAAGGAAGCAAGGGAAAAAAGAUUUCGAAUGUUGAUGCUACGAAGAAGAAAUGGGGGUUCAAAACUGGGGUGUUGGGUUGGAAUUAG
Sclerotinia borealis F-4128 is the source of this 2097-nucleotide messenger RNA. NCBI's taxonomy places the organism in Eukaryota, Fungi, Ascomycota, Leotiomycetes, Helotiales, Sclerotiniaceae. The record is from the annotation of a GenBank genome assembly.